CAUGUCUAACCGUCAUGGAUAUUUACAAACGUUUUCUUUUAGGUGUUUACGUUGUAACUUUAGUAUUCCACGCAACAUGUUCAGAGCCGAUCGUGAAUCCAGAAUCGACGCCAUCCGUGACUGAUAAUAAUUCAUCUUCUCUAAUUUCAAAUGUAGAAAACCAAGACGAACCACUUGGCCAGUGUUCGUCGCACGAAAAAGAUAACACCGAAACGGAAAAUCCAGGAUUUCAAUCACCAAAACCGGUAUGCUUUCAAUUACCACCAAUACAAAUAAAGCUAUUAGAUAGGACGCUACAAAAUAUCCAACAAACUCGAUCCUUAUUAAACCUAUUAGAUGGUUAUCAAUUUCAACACAACACACCUUUUGCAAGAUAUCAAUACUCAAGAGAGCAACCAAACUAUUAUUCACCGAGCGCAUACUCCAUUUUACCAACUUAUUAUACUCCAUUUGGUAUUAUAAAUCCAAAACAAAUUCGAGUAUAUACACCAUACCCACCAAUUGCAGAGCAUAGGACCGCUCAAUAUUUUACACCGAAGUCGGUUCCAGCAGUUCCAAAUCCAUACUUAAUUUUAGGAAUUAAUAAAUUCGAUUAUCCUUUAUCGAGAUGCACUACACCAAUAUUUUUACCAAAAAUAAACCAGGGAUCAAGAAACUCGAAAGAUCCACAAACAAGUCAGCCACAAGUAAAUCCAUAUAGCCAACAACCUCGAUACUAUCCAAUAAAUCCAUACAGUCAACAAUUGGCAUAUUAUCCAAUAAAUCCAUACAAUCAACAAACAGAACCUUUAACAAUAAAUCAUAAUAGAGAACAAUUUGAACAGUGGCCUUUAACAUCAAAUCAUCAACAAUCUGGUAAUCCUGCUAAUCAACCGCAAAUAAAUCCAUACACGCAACAACCUGGAUACUAUCCAAUAAAUCCCUACAGUCAACCACCCAAAUCGUCUCCAAUAAUAUCGAAUGACGCAAAAUCUAGUAACCCAACUAAUCAACAACCAGAUCAAACACAAGUAAAUGUAAAUAAUCAAAUACAACUUGAUCCGGAUAAUCAACAGUCAGAACAAUCUCUAAUAAACCAAAACAAUCAAGAAAGUGGACCCAGUCAACCAGGUUACUCUCCAAUUAAUUUAAAUGACCAAAAAGAUAACCCAAAUUGUCAACCAUCUGGACAAAUACAAGUAAAUCCUAACAAUCAACAGUCUCCAACCGAUCCAUCUAAUCAACAAAAUGAACCUAAUUCAUCAAUUUACUAUCCAAUGAACUCCGAUGCCCAAAAAUCUAGUGACCCAUAUUUUCUACAACCUGGACAAAAUCAACUGCAUCCAUAUAAUCAACUGCCAGAACAGUCUCCAAUGAACCCCAUUAAUCAACCACAAAUAAACCCAUAUGGUCAACAACCUGCAAACUAUCCAAUAAAUCCGUACAAUCAACAAACAAAACCCUUUCCAAUAAAUCAAAAUGGACAACAAUUUGAACAGUGGCCUUUAAUAUCAACUGAUCAACAAUCUGGUGACCCUAAUAAUCAACCGCAGAUUAAUUCAUAUAGCCAACAACCUGGAUACUAUCCAAUGAAUCCAUACAGUCAACAACCAAAAUCGUCUCCAAUAAUAUCGAAUGGUCAACCAUCUCCACAACCAGAACAGACACAAGUAAAUUUAAAUAAUCAGAUACAACUUAAUCCAGAUUAUCAACAGUUACGACAGUCUCCAAUGCGCCCGACCAUUCAACCAAAUAAACCUUAUCCAUCAGGUAACUACCCAAUAAAUCUCAAUGGCCAAAACUCAGGUAGCCCAAAUAGUCAACAACCGGGUCAGUCUCAACUGAGUCCAUCUAAUCAACAGUCUCCACUGAACCCAGCCAAUCAACCAAAUGAACUCAAUCAAUCCGGUUACUCUCCAAAGAAUUCUAAACAUCAAAAAUCUAGUAAUCCAAAUAGUCCACAACCAGAUCAAACCCAAGUAAAUGUAAAUAAUCAAAUACAACUUGAUCCGGAUAAUCAGCAGUCAGAACAAUCUUUAACGAACCAAAACAACCAAGGAAGUGGAUCCAAUCAACCAGGUAACUCUCCAAUCAAUUCAAAUAGCCAAACAUCAAGUAGUCCAAGCAGUCAACAACCUGAUCAGUCUCAACAGAGUCCAUCUAAUCAACAGUCUCCAAUCAACCCAACCAAUCAACCAAAUGAACUCAAUCAUUCCGGUUACUCUCCAAAGAAUUCUAAACGUCAAAAAUCUAGUAAUCCAAAUAGUCCACAACCCGAUCAAACCCAAGUAAAUGUAAAUAAUCAAAUACAACUCGAUCCUGAUAAUCAGCAGUCAGAACAAUCUCUAACGAACCAAAACAACCAAGGAAGUGGAUCCAAUCAACCAGGUAACUCUCCAAUCAAUUCAAAUAGCCAAACAUCAAGUAGUCCAAGCAGUCAACAACCUGAUCAGUCUCAACAGAGUCCAUCUAAUCAACAGUCUCCAAUCAACCCAACCAAUCAACCAAAUGAACUCAAUCAUUCCGGUUACUCUCCAAAGAAUUCUAAACGUCAAAAAUCUAGUAAUCCAAAUAGUCCACAACCCGAUCAAACCCAAGUAAAUGUAAAUAAUCAAAUACAACUCGAUCCUGAUAAUCAGCAGUCAGAACAAUCUCUAACGAACCAAAACAACCAAGGAAGUGGAUCCAAUCAACCAGGUUACUCUCCAAUGAAUUCAAAUAGCCAAACAUCAGGUAGCCCAAAUAGUCAACAACCUGAUCAGUCUCAACAGAGUCCAUUUAAUCAACAGUCUCCAAUCAACCCAACCAAUCAACCAAAUGAACCUUAUCCACCAGGUUACUCUCCAAUGAAUCCCAAUGGUCAAAAAUCAGGUAGUCCAUAUAGUCAACAAGCUGAUCAGUCUCAACAGAAUUCAUCUAAUCAACAGUCUCCAAUCAACCCAACCAAUCCAAAUGAACCUUAUCCAUCAAAUAACUACCCAAAGAAACCCAAUGGCCAAAAUCCUAGUAACUCAAAAAAUCAACAACCAGAUCAAACACAAUUAGAUUUAAAUAAUCAAAUGCAACUCGAUCCAGAUAAUCAACAGUCAGAACAAUCUCUAAUAAAUCAAAACAAUCAAGGAAAUGGACCUAAUCAACCAGGUUACUCUCCAAUGAAUUUAAAUGACCAAAAAGAUAGUGACCCAAAUUGUCAACCAUCUGGACAGACACAAAUGAAUCCUGACAAUCAACAAUCUCCAAUGAACCCAUCCAAACAGUCAAAUGAACCUUAUCCACCAGAUUAUCCUCCAAUAAAUUCCAAUGGCCAAAACUCAGGUAGCCCAAAUAGUCAACAACCGGGUCAGUCUCAACUGAGUCCAUCUAAUCAACAGUCUCCACUGAACCCAGCCAAUCAACCAAAUGAACUCAAUCAAUCUGGUUACUCUCCAAAGAAUUCUAAAAAAUCUAGUAAUCCAAAUAGUCCACAACCAGAUCAAACCCAAGUAAAUGUAAAUAAUCAAAUUCAAAUUGAUCCGGAUAAUCAACAGUCAGAACAAUCUCUAAUAAACCAAAACAAUCAAGGAAGUGGACCCAAUCAAUCAGGGAACUAUCCAAUGAAUUCAAAUGAUCAAACAUGUAGUGAUCCAGAUUGUCAACCAUCUGGACAGACACAAAUGAAUCCUGACAAUCAACAAUCUAGAAACGCCAAAAGUCAACAACCAGGUCAGCUGCAUAUGAACCCUAAUAGUCAACAAUCUCAACUACCACAAUCAAAUCCAAGUAAUCAUCAAUCCGGGCCUUUAUCAGAUUCGCACUAUCCGUAUUCAAAUCAGAUGUCAAAACCUCUUGCUACUGAAAGCUCUUUAUGGGAUACAUUAUCUGAAUGCAUUAAGUGUUUUGGCAAUAACUCACAAUUGUCUAAUCGUCCAACAUUAAGUGAAAAAAAUACGUUUAAGUUACUUAGAGAAAUAUUACUUAUAAUUCGUUCUUUAGCUAGUUAA
Messenger RNA from Adelges cooleyi (spruce gall adelgid), 3959 nucleotides. Its product is annotated as dual specificity protein kinase splA-like. Lineage: Eukaryota; Metazoa; Arthropoda; Insecta; Hemiptera; Adelgidae. The record is from RefSeq and is a predicted model, not a curated record. The coding region runs from base 15 to 3959 and encodes 1314 amino acids. The transcript has 3 exons.